This is a messenger RNA of Mustela erminea (ermine), 2759 nucleotides long. RefSeq names its product RNA binding region (RNP1, RRM) containing 3 (gene RNPC3). The coding region runs from base 372 to 1925 and encodes 517 amino acids. Gene Ontology annotation, biological process: mRNA splicing, via spliceosome. The transcript is spliced from 15 exons. Lineage: Eukaryota; Metazoa; Chordata; Mammalia; Carnivora; Mustelidae. The record is from RefSeq and is a predicted model, not a curated record. Gene Ontology annotation, molecular function: U12 snRNA binding; protein binding; pre-mRNA intronic binding. Gene Ontology annotation, cellular component: U12-type spliceosomal complex.
GUUCUUUCCUGUCCUUGGGCUUCCAUCCUUUUCCUUCACGCGGCCGAGUCCCCUUAUCAAAUUUUUAAAUCCUCGCGCUUCUCCAUGGCAAAUAUUUGUCUUUAGUACCUUCAGCAGCUGCCUGGAAUUCAAAACCACUUCGCUCUCCCACCGGUGUAGAACCUAAUCCUCCAGUUUAAAGAACCGGCCUCCGCAGACCAGUCAGCCGCGGGAGCGCAAAUCUCGCGAGAAAGGGACCAUCUAUCGCGGUACUUCCUUGUUUCCAGAAUCCUUAGCGCGAGGCGGAAACAGACUCUUCUCUUCAGCUUCUGUGGAUUAGAGGAUUUUCACGGCGUGCUCGUUUUUCGCCUUCCGUGUUGCGGUUUCUGGAAAUGGCGGCCCCCGAGCAGUCCCUGCCGCCGAUGUCAAGGGGAUGCCAGAGCUCUGCCUCACUCUCCCCACCGCGGGGCGACCGAACCCUUUUAGUGAGGCACCUGCCAGCCGAACUGACCGCCGAAGAGAAAGAAGACUUGCUGAAGUAUUUCGGGGCGCAGUCGGUGCGGGUCCUGUCAGAUAAGGGACGACUGAAACAUACAGCUUUUGCUACUUUCCCUAAUGAAAAAGCAGCUAUAAAGGCAUUGACAAGACUACAUCAGCUGAAACUUUUAGGUCAUACUUUAGUUGUUGAGUUUGCAAAGGAGCAAGAUCGAGUUCAUUCUCCAUGUCCCCCUUCAGACACUGAAAAAAAGAAAAGAUGUGAUGACCCUGUGGAAGAUGAUAAAGAAAAGAAAGAACUUGGUUGUUUAACCAUAGAAAAUGGAAUUGCACCAAACCAUGGGCUGACUUUCCCUCUGAAUUCAUGCCUCAAGUAUAUGUACCCACCACCUUCAAGCACAAUCCUAGCAAACAUAGUAAAUGCUUUGGCAAGUGUGCCUAAGUUCUAUGUACAGGUUCUUCAUCUUAUGAAUAAAAUGAAUUUACCCACACCUUUUGGACCAAUUACUGCACGCCCUCCCAUGUAUGAAGAUUAUAUGCCAUUACAUGCACCUCUUCCACCUGCAUCUCCUCAGCCACCAGAGGAACCUCCUUUGCCAGAUGAGGAUGAGGAAUUAUCAAGUAUAGAAUCAGAAUAUGAGAGUAGUGAUGAUGAAGACCGACAGAGAAUGACUAAACUAAUGGAACUAGCAAAUCUUCAGCCCAAAAGGCCAAAAACAGUAAAGCAGCACCAUGUGAGAAAAAAACGAAAAAUAAAGGAUAUGUUGAAAACACCUCCAUCUGCUCCGCACAGCUUACAUCCAGUUCUGUUACCUUCGGAUGUAUUUGACCAACCACAACCUGUAGGUAGUAAGAAAAUUGAAUUUCAUAUAUCUACUGACAUGCCGUCUACAUUUAAGAAAGAUCCAGAAAAAGAACAAAAUUGUGAAGAACAAAAUUAUGAUUUACCGGCUGCUGAAGGUGAUGCACCCAAUGUAGGAUUUGGAAAAAUCUUCCCGAAACCUAAUUUGAACAUCACAGAAGAGAGUAAAGAGGACUGUGAUGAAAUGCCAUCAGAAUGUAUUUCUAGAAGGGAGUUGGAAAAAGGCAGAAUUUCUAGAGAAGAAAUGGAAACACUCUCAGUUUUCAGAAGUUACGAACCGGGUGAACCAAACUGUAGAAUUUAUGUAAAGAAUUUAGCUAAACAUGUUCAAGAAAAGGACCUUAAAUUUAUUUUUGGGAGAUAUGUUGACUUUUCAUCAGAAACACAACGGAUAAUGUUUGAUAUUCGUUUGAUGAAAGAAGGUCGCAUGAAAGGACAAGCUUUCAUUGGACUUCCAAAUGAAAAAGCAGCAGCAAAAGCUUUAAAGGAAGCUAAUGGAUAUGUUCUUUUCGGAAAACCUAUGGUGGUUCAGUUUGCUCGAUCUGCUAGACCAAAACAAGACUCUAAAGAAGGAAAAAGGAAGUGUUAAAAAUUAAUGGAGAAGCAUUCCUGCGUAAAUACUGCUGUAUUACUGUCAUACAAAGUGUAUCCUUUCUUGUUGUAUCCUUUUUGGGGCAGUGUUUUCUGUUUUUCCUAGAAAUGUUUUGUCCCUCCCCUACUCAUUGAUUCAGAUUAAGCAAUAAUUUUUUAUAAUUUAUCCAAUGAGAUAUUUCUAAAAUUAGCAAUGUUGACUGGACAAAUCACUUACAUGUUUUUUAGAUCUGUUGCUGAAUUUUCUAUGCUGUUCUUGAGGUUAUGCAAUUUUUCCAGAGAAAGUUAGUGAAUCAGGUCAACUUAUUUACUUGGAGAAUGUAUGCAUCUGCUUCAACACAGAAUUUAGUCUUGUUUCUUAUAUUUAUGUAUUUCCUAAACCUGUUUAAUAACAUAUGCUUUCUGUUUUAUGAUAUAUCUGGUUUAGGUGUUCUAUAUAAUGUAUUGUUAAAAUUGGUUUGGGGAAAGGAUUUUUUCUUUAAAAAAGUAUAUAUAUUGGAAAUUAAAAUAACUGAAUUUCUUUGUAAAUUCCAAGUAAGAGUAACAGACUUCACUUCUGAGGUUUUAUUAUUGAUAUUUCCUUUGAAACAGAGAGCAAGUAGAAGUAUUUUUUUCCCCUCUUUUUCUAAACAAAACAAAAGGAAUGAGAAAAGAGGAACAGAGGGAAGAAGAUACAAUACUGACUCAGGGUAGCACAUUAAGUGGAAAAAAAAAAAAUCUGGUAGGUAUGUGUAGUAACAGUGGUUUCCAGACUGGCUGAGGACCAUAAUUACCCAAAACAGUGGUUCUUAAUCUUGGCCAUGGUUGGAAUCACCUGGGAAACUUAAAAAAA